AUGAUUCCUGAUUUCCACAUGGUCAAGGGCAAACAAGCAGGUGUUGUUGGAGUUGUAAUUGUUGUUGUUGUUGAACUUCUUGUGGUAGGGCCCAUUGUAGUUCGUGUUGUUGUCCUUGAUGUGGUUGAUGGAGUUCUUGAUGUUGUUGAGCCAACUGUUGUAGUUUUGGUUGUUCUUGUGGACACUGAAAAAGGUGUUGAACUUCUUGUGGUAGGGCCCGUUGUAGUUCGUGUUGUUGUCCUUGCUGUAGUGGAUGGAGUUCUUGAUGUUGUUGAGCCAACUGUUGUAGUUUUGGUUGUUGUUGUGGACACUGAGGAACGUGUUGAACUUCUUGUGGUAGGGCCCGUUGUAGUUCGUGUUGUUGUCUUUGCUGUGGUUGAUGGAGGUCUUGAUGUUGAGCUAACUAUUGUAGUUUUGGUUGUUGUGGACCCUGAGACACGUGUUGUUGAAGUUCUUGUGGUAGGGCUUGUUGUAGUUCGUGUUGUUGUCCUUGCUGUAGUGGAUGGAGUUCUUGAUGUUGUUGAGCCAACUGUUGUAGUUUUGGUUGUUCUUGUGGACACUGAAAAAGGUGUUGAACUUCUUGUGGUAGGGCCCGUUGUAGUUCGUGUUGUUGUCCUUGAUGUGGUUGAUGGAGUGGUUGAUGGAGUUCUUGAUGUUGUUGAGCUAACUGUUGUAGUUUUGGUUGUUGUUGUGGACACCGAGACACGUGUUGUUGAACUUUUUGUGGUAGAGCCCGUUGUAGUUCGUGUUGUUGUUCUUGCUGUGGUUGAUGGAGUUCUUGAUGUUGUUGAGCCAACUGUUGUAGUUUUGGUUGUUGUUGUGGACACUGAGGAACGUGUUGAACUUCUUGUGGUAGGGCCUGUUGUAGUUCGUGUUGUUGUCCUUGCUGUAGUGGAUGGAGUUCUUGAUGUUGUUGAGCUAAGUAUUGUAGUUUUGGUUGUUGUUGUGGACACUGAGGAACGUGUUGAACUUCUUGUGGUAGGGCCUGUUGUAGUUCGUGUUGUUGUCCUUGCUGUAGUGGAUGGAGUUCUUGAUGUUGUUGAGCCAACUGUUGUAGUUUUGGAUGUUUUUGAGGACACUGAGACAUGUGUUGUUGAACUUCUUGUGGUAGGGCCUGUUGUGGCUUUGGUUGUUUUUCCUGUUGUUGUCGUUGAUGAUGAUGGGUUUGUAGUGGUGGAACAGGUUUUAUUAAGUGUACAGCAUUCUACCCGUAUUUCAUAGUUGUAACAUGGUGGAAAGUUCUUUUCCUUGUUAUAACAUCUAAGACCAACAGAAACGUCACAUGUCACAUUUUGACCCAAAUCUGCUAACGUCACAUUCUUGUAUUCUUUGGCUCUGCAUUCAAUCUUUGCUGGUUUCUCACAGGAAAUGAUUCCUGAUUUCCACAUGGCAGCUAUAGAUUCAAAUUCGCCUCCUCCUUUGUUUGGUACAAUAUCAGGGUAGUUGGUGUCCAACCACUCAGACCAUUGACAGGUCAAGGGCAAACAAGCAGGUGUUGUUGGAGUUGUAAUUGUUGUUGUUGUUGAACUUCUUGUGGUAGGGCCCAUUGUAGUUCGUGUUGUUGUCCUUGAUGUGGUUGAUGGAGUUCUUGAUGUUGUUGAGCCAACUGUUGUAGUUUUGGUUGUUCUUGUGGACACUGAAAAAGGUGUUGAACUUCUUGUGGUAGGGCCCGUUGUAGUUCGUGUUGUUGUCUUUGCUGUGGUUGAUGGAGUUCUUGAUGUUGUUGAGCCAACUGUUGUAGUUUUGGUUGUUCUUGUGGACACUGAAAAAAGUGUUGAACUUCUUGUGGUAGGGCCCGUUGUAGUUCGUGUUGUUGUCUUUGCUGUGGUUGAUGGAGGUCUUGAUGUUGAGCUAACUAUUGUAGUUUUGGUUGUUGUGGACCCUGAGACACGUGUUGUUGAACUUCUUGUGGUAGGGCUUGUUGUAGUUCGUGUUGUUGUCCUUGCUGUAGUGGAUGGAGUUCUUGAUGUUGUUGAGCCAACUGUUGUAGUUUUGGUUGUUCUUGUGGACACUGAAAAAGGUGUUGAACUUCUUGUGGUAGGGCCCAUUGUAGUUCGUGUUGUUGUCCUUGCUGUGGUUGAUGGAGGUCUUGAUGUUGAGCUAAGUAUUGUAGUUUUGGUUGUUGUGGACCCUGAGACACGUGUUGUUGAACUUCUUGUGGUAGGGCUUGUUGUAGUUCGUGUUGUUGUCCUUGCAGUAGUGGAUGGAGUUCUUGAUGUUGUUGAGCCAACUGUUGUAGUUUUGGUUGUUUUUGUGGACACUGAGACAUGUGUUGUUGAACUUCUUGUGGUAGGGCCUGUUGUGGCUUUGGUUGUUUUUCCUGUUGUUGUCGUUGAUGAUGAUGGGUUUGUAGUGGUGGAACAGGUUUUAUUAAGUGUACAGCAUUCUACCCGUAUUUCAUAGUUGUAACAUGGUGGAAAGUUCUUUUCCUUGUUAUAACAUCUAAGACCAACAGAAACGUCACAUGUCACAUUUUGACCCAAAUCUGCUAACGUCACAUUCUUGUAUUCUUUGGCUCUGCAUUCAAUCUUUGCUGGUUUCUCACAGGAAAUGAUUCCUGAUUUCCACAUGGCAGCUAUAGAUUCAAAUUCGCCUCCUCCUUUGUUUGGUACAAUAUCAGGGUAGUUGGUGUCCAACCACUCAGACCAUUGACAGGUCAAGGGCAAACAAGCAGGUGUUGUUGGAGUUGUAAUUGUUGUUGUUGUUGAACUUCUUGUGGUAGGGCCCGUUGUAGUUCGUGUUGUUGUCCUUGAUGUGGUUGAUGGAGUGGUUGAUGGAGUUCUUGAUGUUGUUGAGCCAACUGUUGUAGUUUUGGUUGUUCUUGUGGACACUGAAAAAGGUGUUGAACUUCUUGCGGUAGGGCCCGUUGUAGUUCGUGUUGUUGUCUUUGCUGUGGUUGAUGGAGUUCUUGAUGAUGUUGAGCUAAGUAUUGUAGUUUUUGUUGUUGUGGACCCUGAGACACGUGUUGUUGAACUUCUUGUGGUAGGGCCUGUUGUAGUUCGUGUUGUUGUCCUUGAUGUGGUUGAUGGAGUGGUUGAUGGAGGUCUUGAUGUUGUUGAGCCAACUGUUGUAGGUUUGGUUGUUGCUGUGGACACUGAGACACGUGUUGUUGAACUUCUUGUGGUAGGGCCUGUUGUAGUUCGUGUUGUUGUCUUUGCUGUGGUUGAUGGAGGUCUUGAUGUUGAGCUAACUAUUGUAGUUUUGGUUGUUGUGGACACUGAGACACGUGUUGUUGAACUUCUUGUGGUAGGCCUCGUUGUAGUUUGUGUUGUUGUCCUUGCUGUGGUUGAGGGAGUUCUUGAUGUUGUUGAGCCAACUGUUGUAAUUUUGGUUGUUGUUGUGGACAUUGAGAUACGUGUUGUUGAACUUUUUGUGGUGGAACCUGCUUUACUUUGUGUUGCUAUUGUUGUUGUUGAUGUAUGUGAUGGCCAGCAGUUUUCACACUUCAUGGUUUCCUCGUUCAGGUAUGGCCUGUCUGUGGGGCACUUGGGAAAACAUCCUAGAAGAAAAAAGUUACCAUUAAUAAA
This is a messenger RNA of Colossoma macropomum (tambaqui), 3527 nucleotides long. RefSeq lists its product as uncharacterized. Bases 1 to 1221 code for a protein of 406 amino acids. The transcript is spliced from 3 exons. The record is from RefSeq and is a predicted model, not a curated record. NCBI's taxonomy places the organism in Eukaryota, Metazoa, Chordata, Actinopteri, Characiformes, Serrasalmidae.